UAUACAUGUACAAAUAUAUAUUUGCAGGGCAGUAGGUAAUUGUAAGGGAAUCAGAAUCAGAAGGUAUUUAUUGGCAAGUAGGUUUACAAUACGCUCUGGUUAUUGGUGCAUACAAUGAACAUAAAAACACAAUAAAUACAACACACAUAAGAAAAACACUAAAAAACUAUAUAUAAAAUAAAAAAUAUAUCAAAAGUAAAGUAAAAAGUGAAAUGCAAACAGUGUUGAAUUGCAAUAUUAUAAUAUAUAAUAUGAGAGGGAUUCUGACUUUGCUCUUUAAAACAAAAUGAUCACAAAAAAACAUCCAACUGAACAACCUGCCAAUCCCACCAUCCCGUCUCUGCCUUUACGAGAGAACGUGUUGUAUUCAAAUUACUUUAUAAAUCACCAUGGAGGCAAUUCAUUUAGAACAGCUUGUACAAAAAAAAAACACAGAUUAAAGGUACGAUAUAAGGGAGCAAUAUGAGGAAUGAGACUCUAUAUAUAUAUAUAUAUAUAUAUAAAUUAUAAAGUAAAUAACAAUACAAAAGGUUUAAAAGGUAGUGCUAACAAAUUCACAGGAUCUGCAGUUUAUUUUUAGAAUUGGGAAAUGCCUGGAGGACAGUGUCUUUGCCUCGCUCUCCCUCUCUCUCUCUCCCACAGGAACACAUCUGUGACACUCAGAUUGACCAUCGAAAAGAAAUCCUACCCUCGUUGGUGGCUGUGAAUAUUUUGCGUUUCAGCAUAAACGCAGUAGAAAACGCCUGUAUUCUUGUUUCAUGUUCAUCCAAAGCGUUAUGGUUUUUGCUUGCAUAACCACACAGGGUUGAAAACCAUUUGUUGCUGUUUGUAAUGAAGCAUCACCCUCCCUGUGUUGUGUGCACGGGUGUCCUCUUGUCCCCCUGUGUGCUUUCAACUUUCCCUGUCUCUGCUGUGAAGUACGUCGGCUCGUUUCCUGUGGAUGACCGCUGCUUGGACGACCAGAUAGAGCAGCUGCACGCUCAGCUGAAAGUCCUGAAAACGUGCAGGAGGAGACGACCUGUGUCCCUGAAGUUCUCCAUCAAAGGUGUGAAAAUGUACAACGAGGAUGAGACGACCCUCCUCAUGGCUCACGCCCUGCGCAGAGUCUCUCUCUCCACCGCCCAACCCACCGAUGCCCAGUUCGCCUUCGUCUCUCACAACCCAGGCAGCACUGACGCCCAGCUGUACUGCCACGUCUUUCAGGCUCGGCACGCCAGAGCGGCCCAGUUCCUGAACCUGCUGCUGUGCCGCUGUUUCCAGCUGUCGUACCUGGAGAAGCAUCCCGACGAGGCUCAGACGGACUCCGAGGGUUCGCUGCCUCGUCGGAACCCGUCACUGCUCAACCACGGCUUCCCUCUCAGUGUCAGCGCCCUGGUGUCCUUCAGGAGAGCCCCCUUCCAAGGGCUGCUGCCGGGCAUCAAGACAAGCAGCAAGUCCUUGGAUCACUCACCAAGCAGCCCAGACGACGUGUUCCCCACCUCCUCCCCCUCGCUGGUUCGGAAGAAGGCCAUGCGCACCAAGGCUCUGUGCGGGGCGUACCGCUCCUUCACGUUCACGCCCCUCAAGCAGCGCCUCGUUCAGGAGCGCAUGAGCGCAUCACAAGAAAAGGCGGAAGACAGGACACCAGCCAGAAGGUCCCGAGCUCCGAGUCUCGCAGAAACGGAGGAAGCACUGGCUCAGGCGGUGUGGUGCUGGGCUGGUAUCGCCACUGACAGCAGCUACUCUCUGCUGGCCGACGAUGUUCUGGGCUCGUACCUCCUGUGCCCUCAUCCCAAAAAACCCAAAUGCGGCUCUCUCAUCAUUCGCUUCCCCUCCGGCCUGAUCACCCACCUCAUAAAGAACUCUCGAACGGGGAAGUUCCUGCUGGAGAAAUGCAGGACUGAGUUCAGCUCCAUCGCAGAACUGAUUGAAUUCUACACUGAGACCCGGGAGGAGCUGCCGAGCCUCCUGAGCUGUGCCCGAGUGAACCACUGCUACGAGUGGGAGGAGAACACCGGCAAGCAGCCGCCUGUCAAGUUACCCAAGGUCUUCAGCAUAGCCAAUCUUAAAAGUUCCUCCAGAAAAUGGUUCUAAACUCUGUGGCCUGCCAAACUGUGAAGAUCCAACCUAAGUGACACCUUUCUUUCUCUUUUGCACAAACUGUAAAUCGUCUCUUACUUAAAAUGCAUUUAUUAACAUUGUUGGCACUUAAUGUAUAUAGGGUACACGCCAUUUCAUGGGAGGGUACUGCUUUAUCAAAAAUGUAAGCAUACAUUUAAUGCUAACUAAUUCUCUGUCUUUCAGUAUAUAAGUGUUUUUACAUGUGCCUGCAGGGCGUCAGAGGUUAUCUGUGUUUUUAAUGGUGUGAUAUUGAGAACUCAGAUUUUUGCACCUGAAGCCAUUUUUUUUAAUCUUUUUUUCUUGCGUUUUUAAGACAAAUGUAUUUUAUCGUUGCAUUGAACUUUAAUCUUGCUUACAUGCUAUUUUUUUCUCAGUUUAGACAUUAGAUCUGGAGAAUAUUGCAAGUGGUUCUAUACAAGGAAUGUCCUGGUUUAAGAAAACGUUACAGGGGCAUCAGUCAUUUUCUAAAUCAGUGGCGUAUAUUAGAGCACUUAUAUCGUGGCCAUUAUAUUUAAAUGUAUUCAAAGUUUUCUGUGUUUUUAAUAUUCGUCAGUCUAAUACGUUGUUAUGUCUGUUUUACUGGUAAUUUUAAGUGGUAAACUGGUAUCAUGUAUCCUGAUGUCAGAUCAUUGGUUUUUCAGCAGAGCAUAAACCAAGAUGUCAUGCCAUAAGAUUAAGAUUGCAUUGGGAUGUUGGUUAUCAUAAAAUAAUCUGAUAUUAUCUUUCCUGUGUAAGGAGCCAUACUACCGUGAAGGUUCUAUAUUUAUUGUAAAUCAAAUGUAUCUUCUUUUCCACUUUACACAGACAAUCCUUUGUUGAGAUUAAAUUACACAAUUUCCUUA
Molecule: messenger RNA, 2942 nt
Organism: Platichthys flesus (European flounder)
Lineage: Eukaryota; Metazoa; Chordata; Actinopteri; Pleuronectiformes; Pleuronectidae
Gene: sh2d5
Product: SH2 domain containing 5
Exons: 8
Coding region: 832-2073 (413 amino acids)
Cellular component (GO): postsynaptic density
Source: RefSeq, a predicted model, not a curated record